Molecule: messenger RNA, 7789 nt
Organism: Strigops habroptila (Kakapo)
Lineage: Eukaryota; Metazoa; Chordata; Aves; Psittaciformes; Psittacidae
Gene: SV2B
Product: synaptic vesicle glycoprotein 2B
Exons: 14
Coding region: 799-2916 (705 amino acids)
Biological process (GO): transmembrane transport; chemical synaptic transmission
Cellular component (GO): membrane
Molecular function (GO): transmembrane transporter activity
Source: RefSeq, a predicted model, not a curated record
CUCCCCUUCUCUUUGGCUGCCUCCGCAUGCUCCCUCCCGCUCGCUUUGCCGCCCGGGUAGGAAGGCAGGGAUGCAGAUAGGACAGGCAGCCCUGGGCUCCCUCCCAGCCUCGGGCUUUCUGGGCUGGGAUCCCCUGGGCUGCAUCAUUGGCAUGCGGCGCCUGGCAGGACUGCAUCACCGCUAGAGGAGAUGCCAGCGCAGAGCCGCGCUGCGCCGCAUGCAGCCAGCAGCGCCGCCGGCAGCUCGGGGAGCCCAAGUACCUGGAUGCGGUUGCAGCGGGAUGAUUGGCUUGGCUUGCAGAGCAUUUACUUCUAAUCUCCGGCUUGUGACAUCCUAGCAGAAAGGGGAGACCCUUUCAGGAGCAGCUCCAUAGGCUGGGAAGAAGGGAAAUGGCUGGUGCAUGGCUGUGGUGAAAUAUUUCCUAGUUCUGGACAUGACCUUCACCACCACAAUGAAUCAGGAAAAACCUGUCAAAUCCUCCUAGCUCCCAGCCUGUGCAAUUUGCUGUUCCUUGCUGUUCACUAGACAGCAGCUCUUCCCACCCAAAGCACAGAAGAAGCCAGCAAGUUACAAAUGACAGCUAAAAAGUGAAGCAUUAUCAAAAGCUGUGUGAGACUCUGUCAAAGAGAAACUUUACAUAGUAAUUCUCCUGAGCCUGGGAAGCUGUCUAUCCCAUCAGUUCCAAAGAGCAGAGAGAAGAUAUGUUCAAAUAACCAAUAUCAGGAAUUGCUCAAAUCAAUACAUAUAUUAGAGUAUCUACACACAGUGUUCUACAGCACUUAGAAAUCUCCAUUCAGAAUGGAUGAAGGGUAUAGAAACAGAAACCUCUAUCAAAGGAGCAGGGAUUCAAACCAAGCCUCAGAUGACUACAGGUACCAGGAUGGUAACUACGAAGGGUAUGCACCCGAUGACGGCUAUUACCGUGGUGGGGAUGAACCUGCUCAUGAAGAAGAUGCCCAGAGUGAUGUUACAGAAGGCCAUGAUGAAGAUGAUGAGGUCUAUGAGGGGGAGUACCAAGGGAUCCCACACCCAGAUGACAUUAAAGAAAAGCAGAAGAAGCGAGCUCCUGCCAUGGCUGAUGAGUACAGAGACCGCGCUGACCUUAUGGCAGAGAGGAUGGAGGACGAGGAGCAACUUGCCCACCAGUAUGAGAACAUCAUUGAGGAGUGUGGCCACGGACGCUUCCAGUGGACUCUUUUCUUUGUUUUAGGGUUGGCGCUGAUGGCAGAUGGGGUGGAGGUGUUUGUGGUUGGAUUUGUUCUUCCCAGUGCUGAGAAAGAUAUGUGCUUAACCAGUUCGAACAAAGGGAUGCUAGGUUUGAUAGUCUACUUAGGAAUGAUGGUGGGGGCUGUCAUGUUGGGUGGCCUUGCUGACAAACUGGGAAGAAAGAAAUGCCUCAUCAUAUCACUUGCAAUCAAUGCUGCCUUUGCGUUCCUCUCCUCCUUCGUCCAGGGAUAUGGAUUCUUCCUCUUCUGCCGCCUUAUCUCGGGCCUCGGUAUUGGGGGUACCCUCCCCAUCGUGUUUGCCUAUUUCUCUGAAUUCCUAUCUCGUGAGAAGAGGGGGGAACACCUGAGCUGGCUUUGCAUGUUCUGGAUGAUUGGUGGCAUUUUUGCUUCAGCAAUGGCUUGGAGCAUCAUCCCACAUUACGGCUGGGGGUUCAGUAUGGGAACCAAGUACCAUUUCCACAGCUGGAGAGUCUUUGUGCUUGUCUGCGCUCUGCCCUGUAUUGCCUCCCUGGUGGCACUCAAAUUCAUGCCUGAAAGCCCGCGGUUUUUGCUGGAGAUAGGUAAACAUGAUGAAGCCUGGAUGAUCCUCAAGCAAGUUCAUGACACCAACAUGAGGGCCAAGGGUGAGCCAGAGAGGGUGUUUACGGUUUCCUAUAUCAAAACUCCAAAACAAGUGGAUGAAUUUAUUGAAAUCCAAAGCUCAACAGGGACCUGGUACCAGCGGUGGAUGGUCAGAAUCUCAACUACUUUUAAACAGGUCUGGGACAACGUGCUAUAUUGUUUAACAGCCCAGUACAGGAUGAACACACUGAUGCUGGCUGUGGUUUGGUUUACAAUGGCCUUAAGUUACUAUGGCCUUAUUGUCUGGUUCCCUGAUAUGAUCCGGUAUUUCCAAGAAGAGGCAUAUGAAUCCCGAGUGAAGGUCUUUGAUGAAGAAGAAGUAUCACACUUCACCUUUAAUUUCACCCUGGAAAACCAGAUCCAUAGAAACGGGGAAUACAGAAAUGAUAAAUUUAUUGGUAUGAAAUUCAAGGAAGUGAGAUUUGAGCAUUCAUUAUUUGAGGACUGCUACUUUGAAGAUGUGACAUCCAGCGAGACCUUCUUUGAAAAUUGCACCAUCAUUUCUACUGUCUUUUAUAAUACUGAUCUCUAUGAACAUAAAUUCAUCAACUGUAGGCUCAUAAACAGCACGUUUAUGAAGGAGAAGGAAGGCUGCCACCUGGACUUUGAGGAGGACAACGAUUUCCUGAUCUACCUGGUCAGCUUCCUGGGCAGCCUGUCUGUGCUGCCAGGCAACAUCAUCUCUGCAUUACUCAUGGACAAAAUAGGGAGGAUAAAGAUGAUUGGUGGCUCAAUGUUGAUCUCAGCAGUGUGCUGCUUCUUCCUCUUCUUCGGCAACAGCGAGUCGGCAAUGAUCGGCUGGCAGUGCCUCUUCUGCGGGGCCAGCAUUGCUGCCUGGAAUGCACUGGAUGUGAUCACCGUGGAGCUCUACCCCACUGACAAAAGGGCAACAGCCUUUGGCAUCCUCAAUGGUCUUUGCAAGUUUGGUGCCAUCCUGGGGAACUCAAUCUUUGCCUCCUUUGUAGGGAUAACCAAGGUGGUUCCCAUCCUUCUGGCUUCCUCCGCUCUGGUUGGAGGUGGUCUGCUCGCUUUGCGCCUGCCAGAGACUCGAGAACAGGUCCUGAUGUGAGCAACUGAGGCCAAGGGGGUUGGGGGCGGGGGGGCAGAUGUAGAAGAAGAACAAAAAAGUGACGUGUUUGGGAAAAUCAAAAUGUCCAUUUCUACACUGUUCUGUCGAUACCUCAAAGAAGAUGGCAGAAGCAAAGAAGAGCCCAAACGGAUACAAACACCCCCCUCCUAAAACACCAUUUAACAGUCACAACUGGUGCAUGCAGCUACUACACACCCCUUGCAGAGCUUGGGUUUAACCUUGCCUGUGCUGGGAGUCUGCCCUUUCUCUCUCCAUCGCAGUGUAACAACAUGAGAACAGCAGUUAUGUGCAUGUGUGCACCUGCAUGGGUGUGAGCGUGUCCUACAGGAGAACAGAUCCUGACCCCCCCAUGCCUUUGCCGAACUGUGAGAUGCUGCCCGCCUUGCCCAGCGCUCCUUGGCAACUCAUAUCAGCUGUGCUCAGACACGAAGGGCAUCCGGAGUGGAGGCAAGUGACAGAUCUACUGUAGGUGAGCUCCAGCAAUAGGGACCGGACCUACUGACAUGGCUGGUGACCCUAGCUGUCUUGAUUUGGGGGUUACCAACUAAACCACCUGGAAGAGUGAGAGAAUCCUGAUUUCUGGAGGAUAUGAGGGUGGAUGCUUGGCUCUCUCAGAAGACUCAGGGUUUCAAAGCCCUUUAUUGUCUUUACUUGGGCAUAGAGAAUCACUGUGGUCUGGGAGAGGAAUAUAUACAUAGUUUUAUAUAUAUAUGUGUUUACACAUACUUGCAAAUGUACACACACACUGAAGUCAUCAGCUAUUGAAAUUUAUAAUUUUUAAUCUCUGCACCCUUAAGGAGAUCUUAAGAGAGACACUAGAAAUGAAUCCCAAUAACUCAAGAUUAUCUGGAGUCAUAACCAACUUAGUGACACUUCAUUCUUUAUAUCCAGACACCAAAUAUUUAAAUGUAUUGAUGGCUGGGAAUAUAUAUUUCUAUGAUGAUUAAGAGGAGUUUUUUCCUACUGCUUUCACAGAGGAGAAAUUGAUAUGAUGUUGGAGCAUUCCACAAACCAAAUGUGUAUAUAUUAUCCGGUGUAAAUAGGGGACUUUUUGUCAAAUACCUAGAGUAUGGUAACUGUGAAUUUACCAGCAUUUUAGCCAUAUUAUUUAAAGAAUAAGAUGCUUGAUUUUCUUAUAUACUUGGGUCUCAUUGAAACACUGUAAGCACAGUUACUUAAAGCCAUUUAACUUGUUACACAGGGAAUGCACGCAGCAAGCUUUCACUAUACAGAACAUUAAAUUCUCCAUUAAGUGGCCCAUUUAAGUUUGAUAUCCUGUAAAGACCAUUUUUGAAAUUUACGCCCUUUGAAUCAUACAACCUAGGUCCUAUUGCAUCUAAAAGCAACAUGAGUUGUGUAGUUUGGGCUGUAUUUUCUUGGGAGGCAAGAAUGAAAUGCAUACUACUAAAUAAUACACCAGUGUUCACAAUUGACGAGAUAAUGAUAAUUAAACCCUUUCAACAAGCUCAACAACAGACCACAAUUGAUCAGAAACUGUCAUGUAAUGCAGGAAAUUUGUCUCACCAGGAUAUUUUGUGACAUAAAAAGUUCUUUGUACUUUUGCUAUUGAUCUUCCGAUUUACCUUUCUUUGGAUCCAUUCUUUUCCUCUUUUUUUCCACUUUUCUUUCAGAAAAACAAGCAAGGCUAGGCUGAAAUCCAGCAGGUCUGAAGUCUAACACCUUUGCCUUCAGCUGUACAGACAAAUACAUUAGCAGCCAACACCAGGGCCAGCCCCACACAAUAGUGGGAGUCAGCGUUGGUGCUGCUGCAGGGGACAGCUGAAGGACACAGAGCGUGGUUAGAUCACAGGAAGCAAAUGCUUUGCCGAUGAGGCAAAACCCUCUAAUGAGCAUCACUUUUAUCAUUGUGUCAGUCAGGGAUAAACACUUAUGGAGCAACUAGGCUACAAUGGGCUAUUUGGGAUUUUUGAGAUUUAUUCUGAGGCUUAUGAAAUUGAUAAAAUCACAAGCUGCUGUAAUAACCAAGCUCAUUAUGCCUCAUUUCUUCAUUUUAUGGGUAGCUUAAGGCCUUUUCUGAUUUGUCUUCAAAACAGCAAGGUUUCUUCUCUAAGGUAGGAGUGAAUGUAAUUAUGUCCUUUGGCAGCAGUUCACAGCUUCUGUUGAGAAUCACAGCCCAGAAUGUGGUUUGGGUUUUUUUUCUUCUCUAAGAAUGUCUGGUCCCUUUGCAUGGUGAGAAGCAGCUAAAUAUGUAUUUCAACACAAAAGAUCACCAUGGUCUUAAAGUUUCAUCCAUUUUGUUGGGCUCUGCAUACCAAUUACCACACUCCAAUGUUUCAUUUUCUGGACUAUUCUGUUGUGCUGCUCUAUGGAGCCAAGAAGCACUCUUAUUUACAUAUCACUUGAUGCUCUGACAGCAAAAAUGACCCUUUGUGUUUUCCACUCACAUUGUACAGUGACAGUAAUGACAUCAUUUGUUUUGCAAAACUUCUCUGUUAAUUUUCAGAGAAGGAAGGUAUUGAGGUCUUGAGGAGAUAGAAAUGGCAAGGUGAUAUUAGGAAAUAUCCAAUCUUAGAAACCUUUCUUCUUUACAGAAUGGCUUUGUCACCUUUCACCUUUACAGAAUGGCUGCUAAACCUCACCUUCGAGACAUUAGCUGGGACAGGGUAAAGAGCAAUAGGACCUUGUUGUCAAUGUCACACAAACUACCCAUGUGGCUGUAGAAACUCUUUGCACCCCUAAAGCCCAUGGGUCAGUCAUUUGAGGGCUAGGGGACACUGCAGGUGUGUUGUGACAAGGUUCCUGUCCCUGACUUGACAGGGGAGUUCAUGACCUAAUAGGAAAGGGUGACACUGAACAGAGAAGGAAGAAAGGAAAAACUAAGGAGAAACAAUAUAGCCCAGCUUUAGACACCUAUGAGUUAGAUGUCGGGAUCUGAACUCAUUGCCCUGAGUUCCCAUUAUUCUUAGCUGAAAGGCAUAGGCAAUAUAUGUGGCCAUGCUCAGGUACCUUACUGAGAAGAUGGCUUGCCCUGGAUAGCCCUACUCCUUUCCUGUAACAGAGAAAUCCAGGGCAACAGCUCCAGCUCAGUCAUCUACCUUUUUGAUACCUGGACUAACAUCUCCCAUCCAACUUCAGUGUGAACAAGGCUUAGUCAAUAUUUCUAAUGUGUUUGUUUAUUGUCCUUGUCAUGGUGUAAAUCGGUGUAAGCUUCACACUGCUGCUCUUCAGGCAAAAUGGUUGACAGGUGCAGUCCCCUCAGCAUUGGCUGUGUUCUGAUUUGCACCUCAGCUUCAAGCCAUGAGCCCGAGCCACUGAACCCUGGAGCAUCAUGCAGGGGGAGAUUUCUCUCAGGCUCCUCCUCUGAUGGCUCAGCUUUAUUUCUACUGCAAAAUCAGCAUUAUACCUGCAGCGCAAGGGACCAGCAUGCCUGCUCCAUUGGUUACUCCUGCCUAUCUUUGCCACAGUGAACAGUCUCCUUGUCUUGGAUGCACUGGACCAUCCACAGAGAAAACUGCUGACCACAGGUCCACUGAUGAUCUCUGCAGAACACUAUUUCCUUGGAUUCAUGAACUUUACUGCAACAGGGGCACAGAGGACCAAGACAGGGGACUUGCCUUAAAUCCCAAAGACAUCUUCUAGAAGACAGCUGGACCUCUUCAUGCAUGCAUGGCGCACCAGUACAGUCAUGCAGCCAGGGACUUUGCAGCAUGGGAAAGUUGGGUUUAGGGAACCCGGACUGGCCUGCUGUGAUUUAGGGGUACAGCAGUGUAACAGGGUCACAGGAGGAGUUCAUUACUGAGUUUCUGAGCAUGCAGAAACAGACAUUUAGAGGAACACAGAGCAUUGUUAAUAUUAUUAUAAGACACUAGUGGUAUUACAAUAAGAGUUCUGCCUCCUUAUAUUCCCAGUUGAUUUAACUGGUUGCUGUAUACGUAUUCUUUUAAUUCAGUUGUGCAGGGCAACUCCCACCACUGUCUUUGGCUCUGCUAUGUUCUACAGGUGGUGGCUGCAGCUUGUGCUGGGUGGGGUGAUCCCCUCUUUGCCCGUAUGAUCCUUAUCCCCUUGGAAUGCUCUGUGACUUAUAAACAGCGCUGUACAGAUCUUUUGUACUAAGAGUCACUCUUGGAAAACCCAUAUUCAGAUCCAGAUGUUCAGCACAUCAGGCAGCCUGAUGCCCUUCGGUGAUACCGGAGAUAUUUCCUGAGCCUGGAAUUCCCUGGUCCAGCCCCAAGACUGAGUUCACACAGGGGCACAGAGUGAGGCUGCAUGGAGCUGAGCUUUCUGCAGAUGUGCAGGUCUCCUCCAGGUCCUGCUUUGAGACCUCCAACAACAGAGUACACUCUGAUACUGUUAAGGAGGCCCUAGGUCCAUUUAUGUUCCCUGCUCAUGUCCUUUGACUUUCCAAAGGACAUAUGAACCUGACAGUAUAUUUUUAGGUUUAUUAAGGUUUGAGCCCCAUCCAUUGUAUUUCCACCAAGUUUCUCCCUCAGUUUCUUACCCUCGUAUUAGCAAACACUGCUUUUAAGAAGAAUCAAAUCUGGGAACUGUGAAGGAAACAAACUGAAAGAAAUUUCUUUGCUCUAUGUGGUGUUAGUGCUCUAUAAAGGUACACACACACUGCAAGUUCCACUGUAAAUAACACCCAGUUAUUGAACUGCAUUUAAUGAACUGUUUCAUUUAGAUGUUCUGUCGACUCUGUGUGUGUGAAAUAGACAAUUCCGGUCCCUUUGUUCCUUUUCAUCAAUUGAAACCUUUCUUCUUUUAUGUUGGUUUUUUUUUUUUUUUUAUUUGAUCUGUGUCUGGUUGUCACUGGAAAUUGCAGCUGUUCCAAUGGACUUUGGUUUUGUUCUCCCUGUCACAUUAAAAAGCUGGAAAUAAAAGAAUGACUCUU